Molecule: messenger RNA, 3135 nt
Organism: Athene cunicularia (burrowing owl)
Lineage: Eukaryota; Metazoa; Chordata; Aves; Strigiformes; Strigidae
Gene: FBH1
Product: F-box DNA helicase 1
Exons: 21
Coding region: 154-3135 (993 amino acids)
Biological process (GO): double-strand break repair via homologous recombination; replication fork processing
Cellular component (GO): nucleus
Molecular function (GO): 3'-5' DNA helicase activity; ATP binding; hydrolase activity
Source: RefSeq, a predicted model, not a curated record
UGUCUUCUCAUGGCUGAUGAGCUCCACUCCCCAUCAUGUUCCUUAUGUGAUCGAAGCCAUAAACCGUGGCGGGGCUCUGUAACACAACCUUUGCUCAGCACUUUUGUAUCUGUCACUGUCACCAAUUGAAAAUCUUGGGAAAAAGGAGAAGAGAUGAAUGCAGCAAAGCGAUUCAAAAAAACGCACCUGACAGCCGAUGACUGUGAAGCUCUGGCACGGAGUGCAGAAGGUUCAUCCUCCCUGACGCAGCCGUUGAGUCAAAGACAAAGUAGAGGAGAUGUAAACCAGGGCCUCCAUCCCACCCCCCGGAGACGGAGACAGCGAGGAGGCCAAGGUCAGCAGACGAACAUCACUGAUUACUUCAAGAUCUCUCAGACACAAGAAGUAGGUCCCGGUGGGACGAAACCCAGCAGAAUCAAAGAAGAGCUACUGGAUCCCAUCUUCAGUGAGCCUGAUGAUUCCUUCAGCAGCGUCUCCACUGUAAUGGAGAUCAGUGGCGAUUCCUCCUUUCUGGAGGACGAGGACCUUGUACCAACUCCCGGGAAAAGCUCCCGAAAACAGCCUCUGUCCGCUGCAGCCGCAGGCGUUAAGACAGAGCAUGAUUUGUGGGGUGAGCCUGAGAAGAAGCCAGUGGUGGUUCAUCCAGAACGCAGCCAGAUCAAGCAGGAACUCGAUGAUAUGGAAAUCGAACCGGUCCCUGAUGCACACUAUGGACUCCUGGGGACUCGGAAGUGGGAAGUACCCCAGGGAAGUAUUGACAAGCUGCCUGUUGAAGUCCUCAGGAACAUCUUUGCUUUACUACCAGUGAUGGAUCUAUACCAGAACCUGAGCCUGGUGUGCCGCCGCUGGAGAGACAUUGUCAGUGAUCCACUGUUCAUUCCUUGGAAGAAGCUGUACCAUCAGUACCUAAUGAAGGAGGACACAGCCCUGCGCAGAGUUGAACAGGUCUUGCAGGAUUUUGUCAUAACAGAGGAGCAGGAAGGAUGUAUUUUUGGGCUGAUCAGGUACGUGUCUACCAUACCCACCAGACGGACAGUAGAUCCCAGCGUGGUUCUCCAGUGUUUGAAGAGUCACCACCUCUUCUCAAAGGCUGAAGUCUGCGUGGUCAACAAACUGCCACGUUUACAGAGCAGCCCAGGGCCUGAGAACAUGUGGGCCAUAAUUGCAGUCAUGUUGCUUUUCUCCGACGGCGUCAGCGACAUCCAAAAGCUGAUGGUGUGUCUGCAGAGACCUUCCUCUACCCUCUCUGUUGUGGACGUGACAGAAGCACUCUACUGCAUAGCAACACUUCUCUACGCCAUGACAGAGAGGAACAUUAAGAUCACUAACAGGAUCCAUUACAAUAUUUUCUACUGCCUGUAUCUGAUGGAAAAUGCUUCUGUAACUACACAGACAAUAGAAGAAGAAGAGGAAAAGGAGACGCUGGCAUCAUGCUGCAGACAAGACUUAUGGUCCAGUAGCUGUUCUGAAGUAAAGCUGACUCACGAACAGCAGAGGAUUUUGAAUCACAAAAUUGAGCGUGGUCAAAUAGUGAAAAUUAUAGCAUUUGCAGGUACAGGAAAGACCACAACCUUGAUCAAGUAUGCAGAGAAGUUCGCUGAUCUGAAUUUCCUUUACGUGACAUUUAACAAAGCUGUUGCAGACAGGGGGAAAACUGUCUUCCCCAGAAACGUUACGUGCAGGACUUUCCAUUCAUUAGCAUAUGGAAGUGUCGGCAAACACUAUUACGAAAAAGGUAAGCUCAAGUUCCUCAAGAUGUCAGCUUACUCCAUCAGUUUCCUCAUCCAGAACCGCAAGGGACAAUCUCUGUUUAUAAGAGGGAAAACAGUCUUGCAGACCCUUGAAACCUUUUUUGCCUCUUCGGAUGAAGAGAUCUGCGAAGAACACACUCCUGUUUGGUUCAAAGAUACUCAUGGUGCAAGAAAACUUGUCAGUGACAUAGAAAAGGAGAUAAACGUGAAAGAGGCCAGAGAGAUAUGGCACAACAUGAAGAAGCUGGAUGGAGAUGUAGAGAAGAAAUACAAGAUGACUUAUGAUGGGUAUUUGAAACUUUGGCAGCUCAGCAAGCCUCAGCUCUCAGGAUAUGAUGCCAUUUUUGUUGAUGAAGCACAGGACUGCACUCAGGCCAUCAUGGAUAUUGUGCUGUCGCAGACGUGUGGUGUAAUCCUCGUAGGAGACCCUCACCAGAAGAUCUAUAGCUUCCGAGGGGCCAUCAAUACCCUCUACACCAUGCCUCACACCCACGUCUACUACCUCACGCAGAGUUUCAGAUUUGGUCCUGAAAUAGCUUACGUUGGAGCAACCAUUCUGGAUGUCUGCAAGGGGAUCAGGAAUAAGACAUUAGUGGGUGGAAACCAAAAGGGUGAUGUGAGAGGCAGCAUGGAAGGGAAGAUAACAAUCUUAUCACGGAGCAAUUUCAACGUGUUUGAGGACGCUGUGAGACUUACUGGAAGAGAGAGACCAAUUAAAAUACACAUGAUUGGGGGUCUUUGCCGUUUUGGCCUGGACAGAAUUCAUGAUAUUUGGAAACUCAGUCAACCCGCAGAUGAACGGAAAAAAGCAAAUCUUGUUAUAAAAGACUCCUUUAUCAAAAAAUGGGAAGAAACUGAGGGCUUCAUCGGUUUCAAGGAUUAUGCAGAGCGUGUCGAAGACAAAGACCUGGAAGUGAAGAUUGCAUUAGUAGAGAAAUACAGAGAGCGGAUCCCUGAGCUGGUGCAGAAGAUUGAGAGCAGCCACGUGCAACAACAAGCUAUGGCAGAUUACAUAAUAGGUACUGUCCACCAAGCCAAAGGUCUGGAGUUUGAUACAGUGAUGAUUGCAGAUGACUUUGUGAAAGUGCCGUGUCGCAGUGGGGAUCACCAGAGAAUAACUAACUUCAGUAUUGCCAUGUAUCCUGAGGAUGAAUGGAACCUGCUCUAUGUAGCAGUGACACGUGCGAAGAAGUGUUUGUUAAUGUCAAAGUCCCUGGAAUACCUUUUAGCAUUGGCUGGGGAGGGUUUCCUUCGAGUGGAGCUGAGUGUGGCUGCAAAGGACAGGGCUGCUGUAGCUUGUUCUGUGCCACAGUGUACAGGAACGCUGCAGCCCGACUCCAGGCUGGUUGUGAAGAAGCUGCCUUUGACUCACAGCCUCUGUUGA